Sturnus vulgaris (Common starling) is the source of this 2590-nucleotide messenger RNA. The record is from RefSeq and is a predicted model, not a curated record. NCBI's taxonomy places the organism in Eukaryota, Metazoa, Chordata, Aves, Passeriformes, Sturnidae.
CGAUGCUGCGGUGGGGACUCCGGGUCGUUCUUAAAAUGGCUGAGGAUUUGAUAGCAGCGGUUGCCAGCCAGCCAAAGAGACUCAACAGCAGCAGCGAGGUGAUUCAAAGGCUGGAGGAAAACGGGCAUCAAAACAAAAGGUUGAAGAGCGAUGCGGACGAAGAAGAUGCAGAGGAUCAGAAUAAGAAGUCGCCCAAAAGAAAGAUUGUGCUGUUGAUGGCAUAUUCAGGGAAAGGCUACCAUGGCAUGCAAAGAAACGUGGGAUCUUCACAGUUCAAGACAAUUGAAGAUGACCUGGUCUCUGCCCUUGUUCAGUCAGGAUGCAUCCCAAAAAACCACGGGGAAGAUAUGAAGAAGAUGUCUUUCCAGCGGUGUGCUCGAACAGAUAAGGGUGUGUCUGCAGCUGGACAGAUUGUGUCACUGAAGGUCAGACUAAUAGAUGACAUAUUAGAAAAGAUCAAUAAUCAUCUUCCUUCUCACAUCAGAAUUCUGGGCCUGAAGAGAGUCACCGGGGGCUUCAACUCCAAGAACAAAUGUGAUGCCAGAACCUAUUCUUACAUGCUGCCAACGUUUGCCUUUGCCCACAAGGACCAUGAAGUGCAGGAAGAGCUUUUUCGGCUGGACAGAGAGACCCUUGAAAGGGUCAAUAAAUUGCUGGCCUGCUACAAAGGGACACACAACUUCCACAACUUCACGUCACAGAAGGGCCCCAGGGACCCCAGUGCCAAGCGGUACAUCAUGGAGAUGUAUUGUGGAGAGCCCUUUGUCAGGGAAAACAUGGAAUUUGCAGUGAUCAAAGUGAAAGGUCAGAGUUUCAUGAUGCACCAGAUCAGGAAGAUGAUUGGGCUGGUGAUAGCAAUUGUGAAAGGUUAUGCUGCUGAGUCCAUCAUGGAACUCAGCUGGGGAGAGGAGAAGGUCGAUGUCCCCAAAGCCCCAGGACUUGGGCUGGUUUUGGAGAAAGUACACUUUGAAAAAUACAACAGGCGUUUUGGGAAUGAUGGGCUGCAUGAGCCACUGGAGUGGACAGAGGAGGAGGAGAAGAUUGCUGUUUUCAAAGAGCAGUACAUCUAUCCUACCAUUAUCAACACAGAAAGGGAGGAGAAAUCCAUGGCAAACUGGCUAAAUACCCUCCCCAUUCAUGACUUCAACUCGACUGCUGUUGAGAUGCAAACUAACACCAAAAAUUCAAAGAAGAGCAGCGAUGUCGAAGCCAGCGAUGGUUGUGGUGAUGAUUCUGACUGAGCCAGCAAGUGGCUGGAUGUGGGACCCUUGCUGCUUGCAGUUCCCUUUGCCUAUAAAAAGGUGGCCUUUCUAAAUUCAAGAGUCCAGUGAAACAGGAGUUUGUGUGCUUGCAGAACGAGAACUGGAUGCCCAGGAGAAACUGGGUGGGGAAGACAGUGCAGCAGAAAAAACAGAAGUUUUUCAGAUCACUGACCGAUUCACCUGACUGAUAUACUUGAAAACAGUGUAGUGGGAAAGCAGCUUCCUAAAAAAAUCUUGAAAUGCAGGAUAUCUUAAUUGCUAUUUGAAUAAUGUUUUUAUUAUGUUUACUUGGAAAAUAGUAUUUUAAAUAUGUAUAAUCUCUACAUAAAGAUGGGGAAAAUAAUUUUAAUAUACUCUUUUUUUAUUAUGAAGUUACGACUUCAUGAGCUUUUGAUUAACUUACCUUUACUUAAACUGAAUCUCUAAGCUUUUAGUUUUCAUGUCAUCCAUGGUUUUCCUAUGGAAUAACUGGCAUGACCCUGAAAUUAACUCAGUUACAGUGUGGUGCUAAAAAUGCCAAGGUUGUGGAUUCAAUCCCUUUAUGGGCCAUUCACUUAAGUGUUGGACUUGGUGAUCCUUGUGGGUCCUUUCCAACUCAGAAUACGCUGUGAUUUAGAAACUAUGGGUUAGGAACUCAUUAUCAUGCUGACUGCUGUGAACUCUUUUGGUUUUGAAACAAAUUUCUGUGUUUUCUAGAGCUUUGCAUGUCUAAAAGAAAUGAUUCCUUACUCAGUGAGAGGGCUUCAGUUUGGAAUGUGGACUGACCCAUACAUUCCAAGAUGAGACCUUUUCUGUGGGAGGUGCCAUCCUCCCAGCACUGCCUUCAUGCUUGGGCAGGUUCAAGGAUAUAAAUCCACAGCUCCAGGUGUAGUUGGGCCUUUGCUGCCUGAGGUGUAGCCCAGAAAUCCUCUUGAGCCUUCCACAGGAUCCAGAGUUGAAUUGACUUGGAUGGGUGAAAGAAAUGGUGCUGAAUUCUCUGGGCUUUAAUCAGGCCUGGGUUUGUGAACUCUUCAAGCCCAUUGAGCUCCUCAGAACAGGGAAUGUGUGCAGUAAUAUGGGAGGUACAUGUCUGAGCACUGCCAUCCUCUGGGAAUCAAUUUUAAUUUCCUCUGUUUUCAGGAAUUGCAUACUCUGGAGGUCAUGCUCCUUUUUCCCUUUAGUGGUUUAACUUCUGGUUCUUGUUUCCAGCUCUCUGUGGAGGUGGCAGAAGAAAUGACACCCUCCUGCCUUACCAGCCUUUGAGACUUUGUGAAGAUGAGGAGUCCUUUGUUCCCACGUUUAGUGGAUUUUGGCCAGAGCCUUAAAUUUUAUGGUUCCUUCUGAAAUAA